CAACAACACGAGCAGCAGCAACAAAAAGCAUACAAGUGAAAGAAGGCACAAAAUACUGGUUUACACAAAAUAAAAAAGAUAAAGCAGAAGAAAGAAAGCAAAGAGAGAAAAAGUUGCUGCACGAGAAAUUUUGUACGUGUAUCGCCUCCCCAUUUCUAUCUCUGCAUGUGUGUGUGUGAAGUAAAGUGAAAAGCAAUGCUGCAAGGAAUUACAACAGUCAGUUUACACUAAAUAUAUAACUGUAAACGGGACUAAGGGCCACAACAGAAAGGAGAAACUAAGACGAAUUGCCGAAGCAUCUCAAGAUCGCCACCAUGGAACCCAACCGACAUCACGAAUAUCAGACACAUCAUCAGCCGCAUCCGCCGAUGCAGCACCACCCAACGCACCCACAUCACCAGCCUGCGCAUCACCAACCAGCGCACCACCCACAGCAACCGAUCCACCAACAUCACCCACCGCCUCCUCAGCAGCAGCAGCAACCACCACCACCGCAGCAGAUCCACCAACAGCCGCACCCACAUCACUACCAGCAGCUCCACCACCAUCCCACGAGCUCCACAGCAGUGGGCAGUUCCUCCUCCGCCAGCUAUGGUAAUCACCAUCCGCAGCAUCACACCACGACCUUGGCCGAGGAUCAGCGAUCCCGGCCUGGGAUGUACUUGAGCAGAAGUAGUCAGCCUGGCUUGCCCCCACCUCCGCAUCCGCAUCCUCCGGCACAAGGAUCAGGUGCCUCUGGUCCCGGUGGCAGCGAUCCGCAUAUGCAGUACUACACCUCGAACCAAAACUUGGCGCUGAAGAAGAUGCCCGAUCCACAUCCCAGUUGGAGCUACAAAAGCCAAGCUGUUCCGGCUCCAGCUUCGGCGACCGGUUUGCGGCAGCAUGGGAAUCCCGGUCUGUAUUCAACAGGUAGCACUGCCUACUGGCCGCCACCGGAUGAGCAGAUGCAUCACCAGCAGCCGUCCAGGUAUGCGUAUGGAAAGCCAGGAGGCCCCUUGGCGGGAUCGAGACCCAUUCCGGGACCCCUGCCAAACAGUCAGCGAUACUACAGCGAGGACAUCAAGUACUCCUCAGUACCUGCCGCCUCCAAGGUGGUGACCUACGCACCACCAGCCAGCUCCUCGCAGCCACAGCCACCGCCUCCCAGCUCCAGCUCGUCCGCCAACUCAUCAACCGUCCGCCACUACGAACUCGAACAUGUGGUUAAUCCUAUUAAUCCUAGCAACGAGCACCAGCAACCGAGCCCCAACUACGGAAGGAAGUGUCCGCCGCACUACGAAACUCCGCCGGAGCAGAGGAGUGCUGGGGCCACGCCAAAUUCGACGGGUACGCCCACAUCCACAUCGCACCACCAGAGCCUGUACAUCCCGAUGCCGACGUUUAGUACGGAAAAGUUCCAAACCACCGUGCAUAAUGCAAUCGAGAAGUACGUGAGGGAAACUCCUGGACCCAGUUUGGAAUAUCCCAGGGGAGGGUCAGCGGCUGGUGUGGGAGCUGGCAGUGGAGCAGCCUAUGGCCGCACUGGUUACUACAACCAGCAGCCGGUGAAGAACUCCAAACCGGCUCCGCCUGCUCCCCAAACCGCCACCUCUAGUUAUGUGAAGAUGGACCCAGAGCACGCUCUUACCGGCAGUUUGCCCCAACCCACGAGAUCCUCGCUCUAUCACAAUCCGUACAACGUGGAGAGCAGGGAAAGGGAUUCCUCGCCGGCUAUAGCCACUGUGCCAGCACCCCAUGGAUAUCCAACCAAGUAUGGAAAGCUGAUACAGCAGCAACAUGCCGGCGGAGUGGGAGCGGCUAGCUCUACUCCCUAUACAAAUUAUUACCUUCAGGGAACUCCAUCGCCAGCGGCGGGAGCAGUGGCCUCUCCCACGCCAGCACCAGCACCGCCGCCUGCCGGAGCACCGGGAACGAUUGUGGGUCCUGGUACGGCACUGGGUCCCGGCAUCCCUCCGCACAUAAGCCAACCUGCUCCAGCGCCCGCCAACAGUCAGCAACCCGCCUCAUCCUCUAGCAAUGCCUCUAGUACCCUGCAGGUUUAUCCUCACGGACCGGAUAUUUGCUACCAACCAGGAAGUCAAUCCCAGGUGCAGAGCCAAAGCCAGAGUCAAUCCAAUCCCGCCAAGAAACCGCCAACUGUAACUAAACCCAACUACCGUGCUUUGAUCAACGAUAUGUUGAAAAGAAACACGGCAAGCGAACAGGAACUCAAUCUGCAGAUCAUCAAGAAAACUCUUAAUAUGGAUCCGCCAGCGAGGAACCAUCCCGCACCAAGUAGAGUGAUCCAACAGGGUGCUGCACACACUCCUCCAGUGGUUACGUCUGCUCCACAUCCGCCACCGCCGGCUAUCCAUUCACCAUUGGAUCUAUCAAUGCGAACGGUCAAGCAGACUGCGGAUUCCACGGAGUACAAGUACCAGAGACCCAGCACGGAUAACAAGCUGCCACAAGCAGGCUUGAGUGGUGGUUUGGGACUGCCCCGGUUCGACAUCACACCCAACUUUUCGGCGGCAACCAGAAGCGGAGCGCCCACGAGUCCGGCGCCUACAGCUGUGAUACGACAGGCACCGGCUCUACCGGCAGCAGCCCCUCUUCCACCCACGGUUUCAGUUCCUCCGGUAGCGGCAGCACCGGCCCUGGUGAUCAAAACCCUUCAGCAGAUGCGUCCUAGUGUGGUGGAAACCAAUCCAUUUGCCAAGCGUCAGCAGCAGCUGCCGCCGGAAACGAGUAUUGUCCAGGUGAACAAGCCCCCGGUGGAGCUGAUGCCCACCCCUUCGCCGAGUCCCCACAACAGCAGCAACCCCAACUACCUGGGUAGGAAGAGACAUCUGCAGGAGUAUAACCAAGCCGCGGCCAAACAGGCAAGGCUGGAUGCGGAGUCAUCAGGAUCUCUAGUCGCGGCAGCGCCGGUAAUUGCUGCUCCCACAUCUGUGGUUGUUGUAGCUCCAGUUCCAGUGAUUGCUGUCAAUGAGCAGGCGUUGGCCGCCAAGCGGGAAAGGGAAAUGCAACCCGUGGGCGUGCCAGAAUCAUCCACUUCCGCCAAUCCAAUGCCCAAGGUGGAACCUAGGAUUCGCACCAAGGCCGAGCUCAAGGGUUUUACAUUCACGCCACCUGUGCUGGUCACCUCCACCACCAAUGCUUCCAGUACAAUCUCACCACCCAGGACGCCACCUAAUCAGGUCACAAAUCACAUCCAAAUUAAGUUGGAGCCCGCGCCACCUAAGGCGGCCGAUUUGGGUCUAGAGGACGAACUCAGUUUGGGUAACCUGAUGGACUGGGGCAGUACGUGCAAUAAUCUCGUCGAGCAAUUGCUCACCAAGGUAGUGGUGCCCCCUGCGCUACCAGUCAGCACCGGUAUCAAGCUGGAACUCAGUGAAGAUGACCUGCCAGUGGCGCGCAUUCUCAAGAGGCAACCUCUGCCACCAGUGGCCCCUGCUGGAGGAGAUGCCGAAUCGGCCACCACGCAGUUAACCACAACUACUAACGGAAUCUCUUCGUCUUUGGGCAAUGGCAGUGGCCAAAAGAAGCUCAGCAAAGUGGAGAGGGAGAAGAAGCGUCUGCAGCAGGAGAAAAGGAUUGCCGCUCGCUUGGCUCCCAAGCAGGGGCAAAGUAGUUCUUCGGAGAGCGACACCACGGAGCUUCACAAGCGUAACUCCGCACGGCAGAAGAAACCUCUGUUGCGGAAGGGGAGAGCACGACAAAGAUCUCCGGAAGGAGCCAGCAUCCAGCAGAGCAGCGACGAAGAGCAGGAGAAAGUCAAGCAGAGGCUUAGCCGCAGUCAAACCUCCAGCGAGGAAAGUAAAAGGAAAGCCACAUCCACAAAAAAGGAGGUAAAAAAGGAGGUGAAGACCCCCAAUAACAAGGCCAGCAAUAAUACCUCUAUAAGCAAAAGCGCCAAGAAACAACUCGAAGCUUCCACCCAAAAAAAAUCCAAAAGUGAGGAGAAUCCUAAGCAGGAAAGUCAGGAGAGCAGCUCCUCGGAAAGCCCCGAGGAAGAUGAGGAUGAAGACGAGGACGAUCAGGAGGAGGAGGAGGAGGAGGAUGAAGAGCCUGAGGAGGACGACGAAGGGGAACAGAACAAGAAGAAGGAGAAGCGAGUGGGCAGGCGACCAGGGACCACCCUCAAAAAACGCAUUGCCCACAAGCUGAACACCAUGACCCGCUCCAAACACCGCAAGGAACUCGAGCUCCAGUUGGCCAACAGCAAGGUUCUUCGCAAUGACAAGAUCAUAAGGAACUCCACCACCAAAAUCAAGAGGAAAUAUGUUCGCAAGGUGGUGGACAGCAAAAAGGAGAUGAUGGUCACGCGUUUGAGAAACAAGCGUGGUCUCAACUCGGAUUUGGGACCACUGAAUGGGAGGAACGCCAAGCUGAAGGGCACCAAGGUGGGCAGCAGUCCCGGAAAGCCAGCGAAGACAUCGCCUCAGCAGCAAAUGUACCUCGAAGAGUAUCGCUACAAGUUGGCUUUAAAAAUUCCGCACCGCCUGAUCUCGAUUAAUAAACUCAACAAAGUGGCUGCCUCGCUGCCGGACUUGGAACGCCGUGAUCUCGGCCAGGAGCUGUCCUGUUUUAAGAGGAAUAGACCCAAGACCAAGGCAGCCAGUAAGCAGGAUUCCACACCGAAAUCCAUAAUUGAUGUGCUCCAUUUGAGAGUGACAAAUGGCAGUACGGCUGGUACUCAAAGAAAGAUCUCAGUCUCGGCUCCCGCCUCCACCAACCUUCAGAUCCACAGUGAAACCUCGCAGACUUCGGCCUCCACUUCGCUGUACGAGCAACCCCAGCAGGAAGCCACGGACAACCAGUCGCUGGAUGAUCUCAGCAAGCGGCACUUUAGCAUCUUCGAUACCAAAGUGCUGCAGAGCAAAACCCGCACGGAAAGCAAGCUGCAGAAGCACCGGGAAAUCAUCCGUGAGAUUUUCGUCGGUCCCGAACGACCGGCCUCGGCUCCGCCAGAAUGCGCCCAGGAGGCGGAUGCAGGCGAUGCUAUUAGCUACCAGAAAUACGAGGAGUUUCUGCAGCAAAUGAACACCAUUGCCAGUGCCAAUGACAACAAGUUGGCCAGGAGAUCUCUGAUGGAGGACAAGUCUGCAUUGGCUCCCCAGUGUCCGCACAAGCGGAAGUAUCGCUGCAGAAAGGGCAGCUCGGGUUUCGAUUACAUACGCAAGAAGAAGCGACCAACUGUGACCCAGAAUCCCAGUCAGAAUCACAGCCAAAACCACACCCAGAGCCAAUCUUCCAGCCAGUUGACCCAACACCUUUUGGAACACAAUCAGAGUGCGGCGGAUGAGCGAUUGGAUGACACGGAUAGCACCAUUGCAGGCAGUUCCCACCUGCCUCCGAAGGUCAAGACCGCGAAUGAUGUCUGUCGGGAGAUCCAGAAGUGGGUGCUCAACAAGGGAGUGGGUCAGAGCACCAUGCACAAGGCUGCCCGCCAGGGUUUGAUCGAUGUGGUGGUCUACUGCCUGGAUCAUCUGAACAUGAAUCCGGAUCAGAAGGACAAUGCCGGCUACACUCCCCUGCACGAGGCGUGCACCCAGGGAUGGCUGGAGAUCGCCAGGAUCCUGCUGCAGUUUGGAGCCAAUCACUCGGAGGCGGCUCAGUCUGGAAUUAGGCCGCUGCACGGAGCCAUCGAGAACGACCACGAGGAGGUGGUGCGACUGCUGCUCUCCUAUGGCGCCGAUCCGUUGCUGGCAACGUACUCAGGUCAAACCCCGCUAAUGUUAGCUUCAAGCAAGUUGAUGCGUGGCAUUCUGCGCGCUCAUCUCAGCGAUGCACAAAGUGCCGCCGCUGACAUAAAGCCGAUGCGGUUCCAUGGGCCUUGGGAGAUAUUUGAUGCUAAGGAGUAUGGUUAUGAUAUAUUCGAUAAUGUACCGAAUACAGCUUGUGAUAUGAGCAGAGCUCUACGUAGAGAAAGGAAGGAGGCCAAGCAGCAGAGGAUUAGCCACAGCACCAGGAACUCGAGUGCCAACGGCAACGACCUGUUACCCGCCAAAAAGGAGGAGCAGGAGCCGGAGGAUCUGGACCAGGAGCGGGUGAAAACGAUCAAGCAGAACGGGGAGACGAGUGCAACAAAGACUGGAUCAGCGACUGCGACAGCGACAACAACGAUGGUUAAACUGGAACCAGGAACCGACGAGGAUAGCAAUAACAAUAAGAACAACGACGAGCUAAAUGCUAAUGUUGAAAAUAAUUUAGUAACAAGCGUUGUGAAUGUCAAGAAUGAAGUGAAGAAGGAAGUGGAUGCCGAGACAGAAGGGGAAACCGACGCGGGUAGGAUUAGUAGGAGUAGGCUAGGCGACGAUCAGACGGACAUCGAGACAAUGGAUAGUGAAUUGAAUGGUGAUAUUUUUGAAUUUGAAGAGGCCGAUGUGCCCUUGCCACCACUGUACUUGCUCAAAGACGAGGGCAGUGAUAAAUGGGUACUACUCAACGACUUGUGCAAUUUACUUAAAGUUAAAUCCAAGGAUACGUUGCUCAACAAGCUCUGUCCGAGCAAUAGCAAUGCGUUGGCCAGCAGUCAGAAGCACCUGCUCCGGGAGUUCAAGAUCGACGAUUUCCUGGAGAAGGCCACCUGCCUGCAGCUGCUGUGCGCCGGCGAAAAGUUGAACAUGUUCAGCUCCUCGAAGGUUGUGCUCAUCAAAUACAACGACAGUGUGCGGAACUUGUUGGGCGUGAAGACCAUUUUAAUGAAAUUUUAACCGAGAUAUACUUAGCGGUAGGGCGAGGCAUGAUCCAGAAUAACAGACAACUUAGAAAAUGAUGAACAGAUGAACCUAGUACUAACUGAACCUAGAGUGUUAAGUGCAAACAAAUAUGGAAACACUAUUAGUACGAAUAUAAUUAUAGAUUUAUAUACUAUACAUAUGUAUAUUUUAGCUAGUAGCUAGUUUUUACUCACACGUCUUUGUCUUUGGAAGAUAAAGUCUUUUUUAAAGGAAAUUAAAUUAGAGCUAAUGCAAAGUGAUACAAAGGUGCUAUACACACUCAAAACGAAGAAUACGGAAAUGAAUGGAAAUUUUAGAGAGAGAAUAUUGAGAAAAUCUGGAACCUUUAGAGAUUGGCUGCAACUAUGCAAUUCAAAAGUAGAACAAACGAAGGCAAGGAAGUGAACAGUAGGGAAACGAAAGGAAAAUGUAUGCCAGCCAAGCAGCUAAUAAAUCGAUAUAUACUACAUAUAUAUCUAGGGAUAAAGUGUAAUCUAUGGUUUUUAAAAAAGCAAAACAAAUUAGCUAAAGUAUAAAGUAACUAAUAAUUAUUGUAACAAUAUGAAAACAGCAACAAAGGCGUAUUUAUGUAUUAUGUAUUUUUAAAUGAAAUUAUUAACAUAAUAUAUGAAAUAUAUGUAUACACAAUAUGAUCCAACUAUAAUGUAAAUCAAUUUUCAGAUAGGUUUGUAAUUUUCUAUGUAAUGUACGUGUGUAAGUUUUGUGAAACUAUAAAAGAAAACGACAAAAAACAAAUGAAAUUUAACAAAAAACUGAUAACAAGAAACAAAAUAAAUGCAAUGUGAAAUUUUGGCAA
Molecule: messenger RNA, 7521 nt
Organism: Drosophila biarmipes
Lineage: Eukaryota; Metazoa; Arthropoda; Insecta; Diptera; Drosophilidae
Product: protein piccolo
Exons: 5
Coding region: 315-6698 (2127 amino acids)
Biological process (GO): negative regulation of transcription by RNA polymerase II
Cellular component (GO): nucleus
Molecular function (GO): transcription corepressor activity; protein binding
Source: RefSeq, a predicted model, not a curated record